This is a messenger RNA of Belonocnema kinseyi, 755 nucleotides long. RefSeq names its product probable peptide chain release factor C12orf65 homolog, mitochondrial. Gene Ontology annotation, molecular function: translation release factor activity. Gene Ontology annotation, biological process: translational termination. Bases 163 to 678 code for a protein of 171 amino acids. Gene Ontology annotation, cellular component: mitochondrion. Lineage: Eukaryota; Metazoa; Arthropoda; Insecta; Hymenoptera; Cynipidae. The record is from RefSeq and is a predicted model, not a curated record. The transcript is spliced from 2 exons.
UUGCGUUACGGGCAAAACUUGAAACAUACAGAUAAAUAUUACUUUCAAAACCGAAUCAGGAAGGCUUUUAGGGAAAAUAAGGAAUUGAAUGAUGAAAAAAGCAUCGAUUUCCAAUUGCAGAAGGGAUACGCUCUUUUAAAAAACAAGAAUGUAGUGUAGAAAAUGGCCUCUAAUAUCCCAAAAAUCUUGCAGUAUUUGUCUCUGCAAUUUAACAGUCUGCUUUACCGAACUUCGAUCAAAAACUCUACAAGUUUUUCAAAUCCAUUUGGUGAUCUGAAAAAACAUGUACACUUCAUUCAGCUUCGUUUCAAAUCGUACAAAAAGAACUUGGAUCUCUCAAAAGUGCCAACACUCAAUGAAAAUGAUCUGAAAGAGCAAUUUGUUCGAGGAAGUGGUCCAGGAGGACAAUCUACAAAUAAAACAUCAAAUUGCAUUGUUCUGAAGCAUAAACCUACAGGUAUAGUCGUAAAAUGCCACGAAACCAGAAGUCAGUUGCAAAAUCAAAAAAUAGCUCGAGAAAUCAUGACUACGAAAUUGGACAAUUUGCUGAAUGGAGAAAACUCUGUCGAAUAUCAAAAGAAAAUGUUAAUGGAAAAGAGUUCCUUGGAAAGGAAAAGGAGGCAGAAGAAAAUGUUAGAGUUGAAGAAAUCAUUUAAAGAACGUGAGGGGCUGACUUGAUUUUUUCAGUGUAGUUACAAAAAUAUAUCACGUACAAUCUUACAUACUUCAGUAAUAAAGUACAGUCUUAUUUUGAA